Molecule: messenger RNA, 3162 nt
Organism: Melospiza georgiana
Lineage: Eukaryota; Metazoa; Chordata; Aves; Passeriformes; Passerellidae
Gene: RGSL1
Product: regulator of G protein signaling like 1
Exons: 22
Coding region: 1-3162 (1053 amino acids)
Source: RefSeq, a predicted model, not a curated record
AUGACUCCUGCAUCCAUAGCCUCCACGGACAUGGGGCUGCUGCUGCAAGAUGAUGUUUUUGUUGACUUUUUCAACAUCUUUCUGAGCCUUCCUAUUUUUGGGCAGACACCCCUUUACAUCAGCGGCAUGGGCCGGUGGUGCCUGUGGCCGGAGCUGCCGAGCCACCUGGAUGCCAGCCCCGCGGCUUUGCUGGCUUGGUUGGAAAAGCAGCGUCUGCCUCACUUCUGCAAAUCCAGCCUGUGCCUGCACCUCGUCCUCUGCCGGAGGCUGCUGGCUUUCAUUCGCUCGGGGGAAGCAGCAGAGCUGCUGAACUGGCACAGUGCUGACCAGUGGCUGCUGGAGAGGUGCAUCAGCGGGAGCCAGGGCAUGCAGCACCUCUGCGCCUUCCUCCGAGGAACUGCAGGGGAAGAACUGAUGGACUUCUGGCUCAUCACUGAGAGGCUCCUGGGUCUGGAUGAGUCGGAUGGGAGUCAGAGGGAGCUGUUCUUGUCCCUGGAGCACAGGCUGAGAGCCACCCACCUGCGUGAAGGCUCCAGCGUCCUCACCUUCUGCACCACCAUCGUGGGAUCUCUUCCAAAAGCCAAGCACAUCCAGUCCAUCAGCACCAGGAGGGAGAUCCUAAGCAAGAUGCAGGAACAGGUCCUGUUCGUGAUUCAGAGUUACUGGCUCCCUAAAUUCCUCGUGCACUGCAAGAUGGGGAUGGAGGAAGAGGAAUUGUGCUGGCCUUUGCUCCAGGAAUAUCAGGAACGUUUAUCACAGGCUGGCUGGCAGCCCCCAGGCCUUGCAGAGCCCCUCCCCACCAUGCACAUCAAAAGGAGCCAGGGUGUGCCAGGGCCCUACUGCAGCCAGAAGGCCAAAGCAGAGGUCUGGGCUAUGGUCAAGGAAGGGAGAGACAGCCAAGAAUUGAAAAUGGCCACUUUUCAGGUGAAAGCAGAGAAGCAGCCAGGGCCAGCUGGGAGCAGGGAGGAAUUGUGGCUGGAUAAGAAUGCUGUGGGAUCAACUCCCCAGCAGUCACAGCAUCCUGCCUUUGGAGGCAGAGGAAGAGCAGCAUUUCCUGGCAGCCCUCAGUCCAGUGCAAAGCAGGAUCUACAAAACCUCUGUAAGGUGAAAAUGCUCCCUGACCUGCUUCCCUCUGCAUCCCUCGUCCGGCUGCCAUCCCUGAAAAAGCCAAUCAAGACUCUGGAUUUCCUUCCCUGGGCCCUGAGUGCCGAGGCUUGUGCUGGAAGACCCUUCAGAGAUUUCCUGCAGCACCAGAACAGGCCCAUGGAGACUCUUCUCCUGGACCUGUGGCACGACCUGGAGGAGUUUCUGCCCGUGGUGCUGGACUCCAGCAGAGAAAACAGCUUCUCCCUGCGCCAUCUGAUUGGGGAGAAGAUCUGCAAGACCUACCUGGAGGACAGCAGCAUUGAGAAGCUGCCCUUGGAGACCAGGACCCUCGUGAGUUUGUGGAACCGUCUGACAUAUGGAGAAUUCUCCCCCUGGAUAUUCAGAGCCCAGAAGGAGAUUUGCAAGGUGCUCUGUGGCCUCUAUGAGGAAUUUCUGGCUGCUGACGACAGAACAUUCCUCCAGUUUAUGGCUCCAGGCAUGGAUGUCCCCAUGGCCAAGGUGCCAGGCCGUGCUGCUGGCAGAUGGGGACAUUUCCACCUGUCCCAGAGGAUGGACCAGGCCCUGCAGCUGAGCCAGGCCCUGCAUGGCACGAGGAGCUUGGAGGGGGUCUCCUCCAAGCACUGGCAAUUGCUUGCUGCUCGGGACCUGCAGAAAGGGGGCUCCAUCCAGGCAGAGAUGGAGCUGCUCCUGGGCAGCCAUGAAUCCCAGAGGAUGAUAGCAGAUGAGCAGGCUGUGAGCAGCCCCAGCAGGGAAGAGGAGCUCCUGCAGCUCACGAAGGCAGCACUCGCUGUUGCAUCUGAGAGGAUUGCUCGAGAGAAUGCUGCUGCUGCUGCAAGGAAGAGGGAAGCUAGAAAACGCAGGCUGGAGGAGGAGGGUGAGGAGUAUGACGAGGACGAGGAAGAUGAGGAUGAGGAUGAAGAAGAGAAGGAAGGACCCUACUAUCAGAAAAAGAAGAAGAGGAAGGAACAGCAGCAGGAUUUGUUGCCCUGGAACAAAAAGCCCAGGUCGAGGCGUCCUCGGUUUGUGCAGGAUGGGACAGGGGACCUCAAGACACCGAGGAUGGCAUGGGCCUGGGAUGCCAUCCGGGAGCUUGUCAGGAGCUUCUGCAAGUUCAGGAGGGACAUGAAGAAUCAAACACGCUGUGCAGAAUUUCAGGAUUUUCUCCGUCAGGAGCGAAGAAACAAGAGGGAAAGUAUGUCCAGUGUCCCUCCACCCCUGCUCCUUCCUCCCCUGGGUUUAGGUAGAGAAGAAAAUGGAGAAAACCAGGAAACCUGUCCCUUACCUCCCACCACCAUUACUUAUGAACAUAAACACUCUGAGAAGAAGAGCAAAAGUCCUGCCAAGAGUCCUGCCAAGAGCCCCCGCAAGGGCAAGGGCAAGGGCAAGGGCCAGCAGCAGCAGGUGACGCUGAUCAAACGCCGCAUUUUGGACAAACAGAUCAUCGUCGUCAACUUUCUCGCGGAUGACCUCCGCUUUUACCUGGAGAUGGACAGGUUUUCCAAGCUGGCUGACGGCAUGGAAGAUGCAGAACCCCAGAACGCGGAGUCAGGAAACUACAGUUCCUUUCUCAAAAAGAAGCUUGAGAUCAUCAGCAAACUUUUCCUGAACUCUGACAUCCCCCCCAAGCUGAGGGUGAACAUCUCUCAGAAAGAGAGGGAUUUCAUCUGGCGUUCGUCCUCCAAGGGGCCGCUGACCCGGGCCAUCUACCACAACGCCAAGGUCACCCUCUUCCCCAUCCUGAUGUUCUUCUGGAGAAGGUUCUGCACCUGGAAGGUGAUGAGGACCUUUCAGGCCUACCAGGAGCUCAGCAGGUUUGGGACCCCUGAGGAGGAGGAGGAGGAGAACUCUGAGCUCCCUGAUGAGGGGGACAGGAGCUCUCAGGAGGCCAAGGGAGGUAAAAAGGCUCUCCUUUCCUACAACAUGUCAGAUGGCCUUGGGCUCCUGCUACCACGGCCCCCAAGGAAAACUGAGCCUCCAGAGGAGCAAAAAGCUGCAGACGCCAGUGGGGAGAAGAGGCCCUCGCUCACUGAGCCCGCCCUGCAGGCUGGGCCCUAA